CCAAAUUUUCAUUUCCCCGAGUCACGUCCGCCGUUCCAACUUCCAACUUCUGACUCCACUGUAUCCAACCAUGGCUACAUGCUUCGCGGUUCCCAUUCCUUUCAAGCCUCAAAGCCCUAACUCAAACCAUUGCAAAGCCCACCGCUCUCAGACCUCCAGAAUCAUCUGUUCCUCCAUUACAACCGAAGCCAAAAGAGAUCUCCUCAACCUCAUCUGUGACCAAGACCGAGGCCUUAAAACGCAGAAGGACCCUGUGAAGCGAAAGGCAAUCAUCAAAGCCAUCGGCGCCAUGGCUGUUCUGGGAAGUGAUAUGAUCACCACCGGCGACUCUCUCUCGGCCACCUGGCGCAUGCUUUGGACCACGGAGAAGGAGCAGUUAUUCAUCAUAGAGAAAGCAUACUUGUUUGGUACACAAGCAGGUGAUGUGUUGCAGGUGAUAGAUGUUGAGAAACGAUCUCUCAACAAUGUGAUCACGUUUCCACCUCAUGGGGUUUUCUUUGUUCGCUCUGAUAUCGAGAUCUUCUCGCGUCAGAGAGUAAAUUUCAGAUUUACUUCUGCGGUUCUGCGGGGAAGAAAUUGGGAGAUUCCACUGCCGCCAUUUGGACAGGGUUGGUUUGAAACUGUCUACCUCGAUGAUGAGAUUCGAGUUGUAAAGGAUAUUAGGGGAGACUAUUUAAUUGUUGAACGCGCUUCUUAUACCUGGAAAGAAUGAAGGUAACACUUCUACUCUGCUUUAUUGAAACAACUUGAUGAUUAAACCUGGUUGAAUUAGCAGGGUUUUUCUUAUAUCUUUUUCGUUUUAAAAUUUGUUUAAACUGUGCAUGCAUAUUAUUUCUAAGAAUCAGAAUCAUCUAAAGAAAAAAAAAAUCGAGAUCCAGCUUUCUAUUAAAACUAGCAUUUGUAGGAAAUAGUGGAUGUUGUGCUUUUUUCUGGUUACUUUUUAUGUAAUCUUUUGGAGUUCAUUUGUUUCUUAAGCAUUCUGUUUAAAACUAGCAUCUUGGCACCCCGUUGUUUUCAUGUAUGUAUUCAUAUUCUUUAGCUGGGGAAAAUAGAUUUUAUGCAUGCUUUGUGGUUGCCAUUUAAUGUGCACCACAUUAGCUGUCAUAUUUAACUUUAUGAAUUUAAUUGUAUAUCUUUGUUUUCUGUCUAGUAGUACGAGGGUUUACUUAUUUCUUCCUAGUAGUUGGUAUUAAUAAAUUCUUUUUUGUUUUCCUAUUAGAGUUUCUGCUUCCAAUUAGAUGGGGUUGAAUUAGUCUAAGAAUACCUUGUAGUUUCUUUGUGUGGUGAAAUUGAUAUUGAGAGUAGUUACAGCAUUUAUGCAUGUUCUGUGGUGAAAUCGUAAUUAUGCAAUCAAAUCUCAUCCCCAGUGUGAUGCUUGAGGGAAUUUAAGUAUGAUACCUAUUCACUUUUCUGCCGGAGACCCAAACUUCUCAUGUUAAUUUAACUUAUAAUUCCUAAAUAGAUAGAUUACUUUGUCAUAUAUCAAUUGGUAUGCGAGUCAUAGUUCAUGAUUUGUGUAUAAAAUCUCCAAGUUCUCAUAAGCAAAACUCUAAUUACCCAAUCCCAAAAGAUUCUAAACAUCAAAUUUGACAAUGAAAAAGGAAGAAGAAUGGCAAAGAACUCAGAACCCCAAGCAUCAAAUUGGAAGAAAAAAGAGAAGAAGAGGAACUCAAAACCCUAACUUGAAAUCCAUUAAGUCCAAAAAUUCGACCACCAUUGGGAGGUGACUUACACCAUCAUCACCAUCAACUUCAAAAACCUUAUAGAUGAAAAAUGACUUCAAGUUGUCAAAAUUUACAGUGUGCUCAAGUGAAGAUCUGAAGUUGAUGUUAGAGGUUCUUCAUGCUAAUUAGUUGUAUGCUUGAUAUACCCAAUGGUGUGUCUCAUACCGGACUUGACUCUUAUGGUCAUUACUUAGGAUCUAGUUAUAAGGUUUUGUUAAUGGUAUGGACUCGUUAAGAGAUAAUUCAACAAUCUCUUUGAUAAGAAAAGUACUCAAAGCUUGAUAUAUUUUUUCUUCAUCCAUAAUCUGCCAUAAAAGAUAGCUAGCUUUGGUCUUUUAAUACAAUAGAAGUUAUGUUGGAAGUUAUUUUACAGAAUUCUAUCAGAAGCCUUUGAAAUGACCGUUUGAUCUUUAGAAAGAAAAGAAGAGAGAAGAGAGAAGAAGAGAGGAGGAGUGGAGAAACAAAGAGGGAAUUGGGUAAUUUUUUCUUAUUCUUUUCCUUUAUGAUUACAAGCAUAAAAAUGAGCAUUUUAUAAGUUACAAAGCAAUAAAGAGGUGAUAUUCACGGCCGGAAUCAAUGGCCGUUCAUGAUGCAGCGGCGGCUGUUGUAGAAUACAUUCAAAAUAUUAAAUUUAACCCUACCCUAAUUGAUACAUGCAAGACUAGUUUACCCUUUUGUUAUUUCCUAUUUAACUCUUAAUAUCUUGACAAUACUCUCCCCUUGAACAUAAACUUUGUCCUCAAGGUUGAGUUAUGGAAACCUUUUCUUCGAGAGUCCCUUCCGUAACAAUUUCCUCUAAGGCCAUCAUUGUUUUACUUGCGCAAUGGUGUCCUGAGAAGUAUCAAUAUCCACACUUGUAGUAAAUGGCCUUUGCUUUUCUAUGUUAUGUAUCUCUUUCCGUGGCUUGGAGUGGUUAGUCAUAAUUUUUCGUUUUAGAUCCUUUUGAGAAUUUGACAAUUUUGCCAGUAAAAUAUGAAUUUCGGGAUAUUUUAUUACAUAUUGUUCUUGAAGUAAGGUUUGCUCAAGGGCUUGAUUAAGUUUACGCGGGCUGAGUAGUCUUAUUAUCGGUUGUAGUUUUGGUUUGAGACCUCUAAUGAAACUGGAUAUAAAGAAUUUCUUCUAGAGUGUGGGUUUAUCUGCAUCCACGGGAGAACAUAAGUGUUCAAAUUGUUCUUGGUAGUUGAGAGCAAUAUCUGUUUGAAAUAAUUUGUUGAACUCCUCUAUGAAAUCUUUUCGCGAUGGUUCCCCGAAUCUAUGGUAGGGUUCUUCUACAAAAUACUCCCAAUUCAUAGCAUUAAAUUUGACUAGCAAUACCAUACAUCGGCAACUUCUCCCAAAUAUAGAGUUGUAAUUUCUACAUUUUGUUCGUUAGGAGUAUUGUGGAUCAUAAAGUAUUUUUCACACUUUUAAAUCUACCCGUUGGGUUUUAUUCAUUCGAAAAGUGAAAUUUCCACUUUAGGAAGCAAAAAGAGUUUGGUGGAACUUGUUCGAUGCUUAGGGUUCAUUGGGCCGGUUCAAGUCGGGCCGGUUCAAACUAGGUUAGGUGGGGUAGGUCUGGUCCAAGCCAGUUCAGGUUGGCUAAUUCAGUCCGGAUUGGUUUGGUCUGGACCAACAAAUAGGUACGAACGAAAAAAUUCGGUUUUAGGGAUAUGGGGAGCCCUUAAACCCCAAAGUUCUUUCUCUUUUUCCUCGAGCACGAAGGGCGGCGGCAGAUUUGUUCUUAGCUCAUGCAUUGCCUCAAGUGCGAAGGGGGGAUGUAGAAACGCCUUUUGCUUGUGCGCGGUUGUUGUUUGGUUUGUUGGGGUCAGCAUCCCGCGGCAUAUCGCACCAUUGCGCGUUGUCUCCUUGUUUAUGAAAGGAUGCAUGCGGUUUCCUUGCAGCCUGAUCGGAGUGGAUGUUGCCUAUGCCGCCGGACUCAACUUCUCUUGAUGAGGCGCCCGACCGCGUAUCAGCUCCCGUCUGGUAAUCAAAUUG
Molecule: messenger RNA, 3698 nt
Organism: Carica papaya (papaya)
Lineage: Eukaryota; Viridiplantae; Streptophyta; Magnoliopsida; Brassicales; Caricaceae
Source: RefSeq, a predicted model, not a curated record